This is a messenger RNA of Triticum dicoccoides, 2007 nucleotides long. RefSeq lists its product as uncharacterized. The transcript is spliced from 2 exons. The record is from RefSeq and is a predicted model, not a curated record. Bases 231 to 1745 code for a protein of 504 amino acids. Lineage: Eukaryota; Viridiplantae; Streptophyta; Magnoliopsida; Poales; Poaceae.
GCCACUUUGGCCAGCCAUCAGAGCCACUCCACUCAGCUAGCUAGCUACCACCAGCAGCCAUCAUCCAUCCCAUCCCACUGCGUUUCAUUCCAACACCAUCAUAUCACUCAUCUCACUCUGCUCACACUCUCACCUGAAUCUGAUCUGCCUACACAACGAAUCCAAGCUAGCCAACAAGUUUACCAGCUUCUGUCUCAUAGAGCUCACUUGGUUCAGAGGGCGGCAAGGCAAUGGUGGAACCGAGCAGAUCAGCCGGUGCCAAGAGCUCCAUCACCACCACCACUACCGUGAGGAAGAAGAAGCUGGCGGCAACAUCACCAGCCACCCCCAAGCCGGACAAGGAGAAGCCGGCGGAUCAGGGCGGCAAGAAACAGCAGAGCAGCCACGGCGGCGCAGGUGCCGCUGCUGCGGCUGUGGAGAGCCCUUCCUACAGGCUGGCUCUCCGGAGCCUCUUCUCCUGCCGGAACAGCCACGCGGCGCAGCACCAGCACAACCAGCGCGCGGCCCCGCCGCAGCCGGCGCCGGCGCCGGCGGACGACGCCUCCAGCAGGAGGUGCAAGAAGAAGUCCAAGAAGCAGACGCAGCUCGGCUGCUCCGCCUCCAUCUGCAAGCUCCGGGACGCCAGCCCGCGCCGGGUCACGCUGCACCGCCCGCCAGCCGAGGAGGACCCGCCCUCCGGCGCCGCAGCAGGAGCCGGCGAGCCGUGCAAGCGCCGGGCGUCGGUGAGCGGGGGCGGCGAGCGGCGGGUGAAGAAGCCCCUCCAACAACAGCAGCCGCAGCAGGGGCAGGGGAGCGAGGCGGCGGGCGCCGUGGUGGUGGGCUCCUCGUCGAGGCACUGGGGGUCGUCCACGGCGUCGUCGUCCUCGUCGACGGCGGGCGGCGGCGGCGGGUCGUCGUUCCGGCUGCGGCGGCUGUCCGGGUGCUACGAGUGCCACAUGGUGGUGGACCCCGCCGGCGGGGGCUCCUCCAUGCGCGCCGCCAUCUUCCCCUGCCCCGACUGCGGCGACGUCUUCGUCCGGGCCGAGAGCCUCCACCUCCACCAGUCCACAUGCCACGCAGUGUCGGAGCUGGGGCCGGAGGACACGAGCCGGAACAUCAUCGAGAUCAUCUUCCAGUCGAGCUGGCUCAAGAAGCAGACCCCGGUGUGCGCCGUGGACCGCAUCCUCAAGGUGCACAACGCGCCGGCCACCCUCGCCCGCUUCGAGGCCUACCGCGACGCCGUCAAGGCCAGGGCGCGCGGUGGACGCCCCGGCGCGGGGCGGUGCACCGCCGACGGCAACGAGCUGCUCCGCUUCCACUGCGCCGCGCUCGCCUGCUCCCUCGGCGCCGGCGGGGCCACCCACCUCUGCGACGGCGCCGGCAACUCCUCCUGCGCGGCGUGUGGGAUUGUUCGGGAUGGGUUCAAGUUCAGGGCGCCCGGGGUCCGCACCAUGGCCACCAGCGGCCGCGCGCACGACGAUGCCGUGGCCGUGGGUGGGGAGGAGGGGGAGGGCGGCGGAGGAGAGCGGCGCAGGGCCAUGCUCGUGUGCCGGGUCAUCGCCGGCCGGGUGAAGCGCCGCUGCGAGGGCACGGCGGACAAGGAGGAGGUGGAAGCAGCGUCGCCGUCGGCGGAGGAGGAAGCGGAAGCAGAGGAGGAGUACGACUCGGUUGCCGGGACGGCGGGGGUGUACUCGAGCCUGGACGAGCUGGAGGUGUUCAACCCCACCGCCAUUCUCCCCUGCUUCGUCGUCGUCUACAAGGCUUGACUCAUAACUGACGAUUAUUUCCUAGCUACUCCUGUCCUCAGGGAAUUUACUAAUCAAUUCCUUUCACGUCGACCUAAUUACUUUGUUGCCUUUUCAGUUUAGUGGUAGUCAUCAUGUUACAUAGUACCUUAAUUAGUUUGUAUGAUCAGCAGCACUAGUGUCAGUUCAUCUUUGUAUGAUCAAUGGCAAUGAUGAAUUGAUCAGAUGCUACUUCAGCCAGAACUAUAUUUUUCCAACAUUUGCAAGAAUAGACUUCAGUUUA